Archocentrus centrarchus (flier cichlid) is the source of this 1903-nucleotide messenger RNA. It is a transcript of the gene kcnk5a, whose product is annotated as potassium channel, subfamily K, member 5a. Gene Ontology annotation, molecular function: potassium ion leak channel activity; outward rectifier potassium channel activity. NCBI's taxonomy places the organism in Eukaryota, Metazoa, Chordata, Actinopteri, Cichliformes, Cichlidae. Gene Ontology annotation, cellular component: plasma membrane. The transcript has 5 exons. Gene Ontology annotation, biological process: potassium ion transmembrane transport; stabilization of membrane potential. The record is from RefSeq and is a predicted model, not a curated record. Bases 92 to 1666 code for a protein of 524 amino acids.
AUAGCCUCGGCUCCUGCUCUUAUCUGCCCCCUCCCCAUCCAACUCUCGUUCUCCCCCGUCCCGCGCUCUUUCCGAGCCUUUGUUAAGAAGUAUGGUAGAUAAAGGUCCCCUGUUGACUUCUGCCAUCAUUUUUUACCUGUCCAUCGGGGCAGCCAUUUUUCAGGUGCUGGAGGAGCCUAACUGGAAGAAGGCUGUGGAGGAGUACAAGGUCCAGAAGCACAAAAUACUCAAGGAACAUCCGUGCUUGUCCUUGAAGGAUUUGGACAGAAUAUUAGAGGUGGUGUCAGAUGCUGCAGGCCAAGGAGUCACUAUAACAGGCAAUAAGACUUUCAAUAACUGGAACUGGCCAAAUGCCGUUAUCUUUGCCGCCACAGUUAUCACUACCAUUGGCUAUGGGAACAUUUCCCCAAAAACAUCAUCAGGACGUGUGUUUUGCAUCUUCUAUGGGCUGUUUGGUGUGCCUUUGUGUCUUACCUGGAUCAGUGAACUGGGGAAGUUCUUCGGUGGUAGAGCCAAGCACUUGGGCCUGUAUUUAACAAAAAAAGGCCUGUCGCUGAGGAAAUCUCAGUUUACCUGCACAGCUAUCUUUCUCCUCUGGGGUGUCCUGGUGCAUUUAGUCCUCCCACCUUUAGUGUUCAUGUCUCAAGAGGGUUGGACCUACAUCGAUGGAUUGUACUUCUCAUUUGUCACCCUGACCACAAUUGGAUUUGGGGAUAUGGUGGCAGGUGUGGAUCCAAACACGCAAUAUCCACCUCUGUAUCGUUACUUUGUGGAGGUUUGGAUUUAUCUAGGCCUGGCCUGGCUGUCUUUGUUCUUUAACUGGAAAGUUCGGAUGGUGAUUGCAGCCCACAAAGCCCUGAAGAAACGUCGUAAACUGCGUAAGCUCUCUCUGGAAGAGCUCAGGCACUACAAAGAAUCUAACAAAGCUGCCCUUAGUUUGCCUCCAAGUCCAAAUGAUGUCAACAUUUUCAGCUUCUUGUCCAAGAAGAAAGAAGGCUACAAUGACUUGAUCAAGCAGAUUGGGAAUAAAAAAGAUAGCAGCACCAAUGACGGCGAAACAGUCAGUAAAUCUAAAGACAUCAGUCGCUCCAAGAGCUGCAGUGAUGCUCCCAUGUUUAACGGGCACACUAUCCUCAGCCUGGACCGUUCGCCCCGCCAGAAGAGGCGCUAUAGUUUCAGUGACCGUGUCACUGUUGCUUUUUCAAAAUCUAAGAACUACCUCCUGGGCUCAGACAACGGUUUACUGCUAAGAGAGGACCAGGUGGAAGGCGAACUAGACCAGGACCAAAUGUUUGAGAACCAGUUGGACAAGGACGUGGACCUGGAGAACGGAGGAGAGGGAGAUUGUGGCUCAGGUAACUGCAGGGCGUGGGACUCUAAGGAUUACCAUUCUCUAACGUUCCAAAAUGCCAACAUCACCUUUAUCGAUGAGGAGAACUUCCUCAGCAAUAACUCUGAGGAGCUGGAGGACGAUGAUGAGGAUGACGACGAUUCUAAAGCAAAACUCUCCAUCACUACAUGCGAUGAAAACAUUGAGACGAACUCCAAGGAGGAGCAGAGCUCCGAGUCUGAAGAGUCCGUCUUUAUGAGUGACGGUUCAGAACACAGCCACUCGUACGAGAAACUCGUAGAGGAGUACGCAAAGGAGGACAACACAGAGUCCUGACACGUGAAGUGUUAGAGAGGAAAAUCCCAUUGCACUUUGGUCUGAUCAUGAUUCAAAUCAGAUUUCAAAAUAAACUUGAACAAAUGAUGUCCUUCAUUUAGCUGAAUCUGAACUGCAGAGUAUGACACAUAACCCCAGGAGUAUUUAUCAACUGAUCUGUUUCUUUUUUUUUUUUAUGGUUUGAAAAAGUAUAAGCAACAUUUUAUUGUAAUGUCUUUUUUUUUUCUUCUCUAUUUU